ACAACUACCACAAAAAGGUUUAAACUAACGAUGAAAAAUAUGAAGACGAACAUCAUUUGGAGGUUUCCCCUUGUGGUUGUAGUCUUAUUAUUAUUGGUUACUCUGGCAUCUCAUCAUCAAGCGAUGGCGGAUGAUGAACCUGUCUACUCAUGCUAUCGACAUUGCAUGGGACAUUGUAGCGAAGGACCAAUUAUAUGCGAUGAUAAGUGUCUUAAGAAAUGUCGUCCUCCAAGUUCGAAGAAAGAUUCAGAAAAUACCGUUACAGGCAUAGUUCCAAAUCAAGGUUAGGACUGAAUAAUGUGAGUAGGUUUCUGGUUAUCAAAUAAUAACCUCAUAUGUAAUGAGAAUAAAAUAUAUAUGUUCUUUGUGUUACGAAUAAAGAAGAGAGUUAUUACUUGUCAUCCUACUUUUUACUAUAAUCGCCCUAACUUUCAAGUUAAAAAUACGUACUUAUCAUUCUCAUUUUAUUGAGUUUUUAUUAUGACGGAGGCGGCAGCCGGACAACUUAAAGGAAUCAUCUUUCUUUCUCGAAAAUAUUCAUGAUCGUAUAGAGGAACAAAUUUAGAAUUUACCCAAUUGAAUUAUGAAUCCCCCCAGCUCGAUUAAUGUUGGCAAACGCCACGAAGCAUAAUUGAAUUUUUCCAGUAAGGAAGGGGACGGAGACUGAGUGGCCCAAAAAUUAGAGAAUAUGGAUCAGACGUCAUAGAUAGAUAGAGAGAGAGAGAGAGAGAGAGACGCUGAAAUUAAGCUGAGUCGGGUGGUUGAGAUGGAAUACAUGCAGCCGUAUUAGAGAAGGACGGAGGCGGCGAGACUGAGUGGUUGCAGAGGAGGACGGCGACGACUGAUUGGAUGGUCUUCUGGCGGAUGAGUUACGCGAUUUUCUUUCAAAUUCGUUUGGAUUGUGAUUUUAUUUCUGAAAGUUACUUAAUUUUUACGUUCAAAUUUGGACGAUAAUAGUAAAAUUAUGGUGAUAAUCUUAGCGUUCAAAUAAUGAAAAGAAAAAAAAAAUGCAACUAAAACCUAAGCAAAGGGAAAUUGCAAAUCUUCAAACAAUGGGGCACAAGAAACAAGAAAGGGUAAAAGGGAAAUUGCAAAUCUUCAAACAAUGGGGCACAAGAAACAAGAAAGGGUAAAAUUCAAGCAAUGUCCUUCUUAAUCAAUAACCAGUUUCAAGAUUAGGAGUGAGCUAUAAUUCGGAUCACAGUGUACCAAAUAGGACCAUAUCAAAUUUCGGAUCAAUCGAAUCAUUCGUAUCUUUUGAUUUGAUUUUGGUUCCCGUAUUUUCACUAGUUCCUGGACUAAGUACAACUUUAUUUGAAUUACUUUCUAAUGUUCUAUAUUGUGUGAUUGCAAAAGGUUUAGUUAUGGCUAGUGAGGAAUUUAGAGAAUUAUUGGAUGGUAUAUAUGACGUGUAUUGGAGAUUGGAGAGCGAUGAUGCAUGGAAGAAUGAAGAUUAGAGAAACAAUUAUCUAGACUACUUUUAAGAGAGGAUAAGAAGACUUUAGCUUUUUACAUUUAAACAUUAGUUUUCGCUUACACCUUUGCAGAAUGUUUUAGAACAUUUGGUUUUUCAUGAAUUGAUAAGUAUUUAAAUUGAGAUCAUUUGAUGACUUUCCUUUCCGUGUAGUUACUUUUACUUAGUAUUUUUUUGUCCUUUAAAAGUAAUCUUAUUAGUAUUUUAGGAUUACUCGGUCUAAUGGGAUGGUCCAGAUCGAAUCGAACCAUCUAUGGUUCCACCAAGACUGAAUCGAAUAAAUAACGAUUCAACUUUGGUCCUUAAUUUUAAAGAAAUUUGGGUUCGACCGUGAAAUGGUUGGUCCGGUUUUUUUUGGUUUAAACCGAAAUCGAAUCGAUAAGGAUCAAUCGGUAAGGAUAUGAAGAGGAGGCCAAGUCAGAAGAGAACAGGAAGGUCAAUCUAUCUUCAUGUGCACAUGUUUUUAUCCGUUCGACCUUAUUGUGUUUUUUUUGUUUCAAAUCGGUUUGUAUCGUCGAUUUAAACCGAGAAAUCGGUACGUACCAAAAACAUUCUAGGUGAGAGGUGUAGGGAGUUUCAGUUUUGAUUAGGGGUGAUGGGGUUCAGUUUUGUAUUUUUUGUUUUCUAACUGAAACCGAACCCUUAAAGAUUUUUUUUUUUUGGUUUUGGUCUAAUUCGAUUUGUAUUUUUUCAAAAUGGAUUCGAUUCGGUUGACCGAAUCAAACCAAACCAACACCCUAGUACGUACAAUGGAAGCUACAACUGUUGGGUUCGGAAACAACGAUAGUUCAACGACACGUCGGCCUUAAGGAUUAAGGAAUGGUAAUUACUUCUCUCUCUCUGCUAACUAACCUACUGGCCUAAUUUCGUAAACACCUACUAUAUGAAAGCUGUAGCAGAUACGUGCAUGCAUGCAUGCAUCUCUUGUCUUGUUUCGUUGUAAAUUCAAAUUUUCAAAGUGCCGGUCCACCGUGGACAUAUGGCUGGCGUUCAUGGGCUGGGCCGGCUUUAACGUACGUCCAGGAGCCCAACCGAAUUCAAAUUGAGCCACAGUGGAAAAGCUCUAAAAUGUAUCGCCGGUCCAGUCCGAAUGCCAUUGGGAGAAGGGGAGAAAAAGGAGCUUCGGCCUUUUCAAAGAUAAGAAUGCUGGGAAACGUUUCAGCCCACAGUUCCUUGCUGGGCCUACUACCAGAAUCCGGAGUCAACGAGAAAUUGAGAGGUGACGACGAAGCCACCUCCAUCUUUUCGAGUGGCCGUAGUUCCUCCGGCGUCCACCAUCGGCGUCACCGGCUUCUUCCUCUCCGGCAUGCAUCCCUUCCCGUCCAAUCCCACUUGACAGAAACGAAGAACAAGGAGAAGGAGGCAUAAGAAGAUUUAUGUUCCCCUUUUUCAAAUUCUAGAGCAAAAUAGUAAACUCAGCCAUCCAUAUAUAAACUGAACUUCGGAGAAACUCGCUUCCGGCUUUCAUCUUCUGCGGCGGACGGUAACGAGCUUGGCUCACCGCUCCUGCUCCUAAUCUUCUUUCAGUUUGACUGGCCUGGUCUUCUCAGCGGCGACCGCGAAGGGUAAAACCUGUUUUGGUGUGAAAAUUUUGGAACUUUUUUCCCUCUGUUUUCUUGGGUUUCAUGCAUGUAAUUAGGUGGUUUUAAGCCUCGUUGUAUCUGAGUAAGCAUUAGAUUGCCUCUAUCGAUGGUGCAAAUGGGUUAUUUCUUCAACCUUCAGGCUUGAACUGCUGCAGACAUCUAUCUAUGCUUGGUUCCAAUUGCAUGAGUCAAGUUGUUCUAUUCUGCCACCGGGGUCUAGUUUGGUUUGUUGUUCUGAAAAUCGUGGCUUGCUUAUCUCUUAAAAUCAACGAUUUGCAGGGGCAGAUAGAGAAUUAGGUGGAGAGGGAUUUACUUUGUAAACAUGGCUUUCACAUUGUUCAGGAACGUCAUCCAAGCUCAGCCUUUGUUUCUGCAUUCAUCUGCUUUGCUUAGAAGGAAGAACGGGGUUUUGUAUUGCACAAUGAAGAGCACCUCACAGUCACAAACUCAGACAGCCACGGAAGAAAAGCAGCAGCAGAAGAGUCCACAAAAAGUCAAAGUUUCUCCUCAGAAGCAGAUGAAGGAAGUUAGUAAAAUCGCGGCAGAUUAUGAGGCAGUCAUUGGCAUAGAAACCCAUGUCCAGCUCUCUACAUUGACCAAGGCUUUCUGUAGUUGCCCUUACAGUUAUGGUGCCCAACCAAACACCUGUAUCUGCCCAGUUUGCAUGGGUCUUCCGGGUGCUUUACCAGUUCUGAAUUCGAGAGUCAUUGAGUGUGCUGUGAAACUAGCCCUUGCGCUGAAUUGCAAGCUCUCUUUCAGUUCCAAAUUUGACAGGAAACAGUACUUCUACCCAGACCUUCCAAAGGGCUACCAAAUAUCUCAGUUUGAUAUCCCGAUUGCAACUGGUGGUUCUAUCGACCUGGAUCUUCCGCUUGAAUUUGGUGGUGGUCAUAGGAGGUUUGGUAUCACAAGAAUUCACAUGGAAGAGGAUGCUGGCAAGUUAAUGCAUUCAGGAAAUGGGAGUUACUCACUGGUCGAUUUGAAUAGAGCUGGAGUCCCAUUGUUAGAGAUUGUCUCAGAACCAGAUAUGAGAACUGGCAUUGAAGCUUCUGAGUAUGCUGCAGAACUUCAAAGAGUUGUUCGAUACUUGGGAGUCGGUAAUGGUAAUAUGCAAGAAGGUUCGCUGCGUUGUGACGUGAAUGUCUCGGUUCGACCGAUUGGACAGGCAGAAUUUGGGACAAAGGUUGAGAUAAAAAACUUGAACUCCUUUUCAUCAAUUAACAGAGCUAUUGACUUCGAGAUAUCUAGGCAAGUCAAUCUCCAUAAUCAAGGGCAACAAGAUUCAAUUGUACAGGAAACUCGUCUUUGGGAAGAAGGUGCACAGAAAACAGUUACUAUGAGGAAAAAGGAAGGGCUAGCUGAUUACCGAUAUUUCCCUGAACCAGAUCUUCCUGAAGUCGUUCUUACAAAAGAUUAUGUGGAUAGUGUUGGUAAAUCCUUGCCUGAGCUUCCAGAAGCUAAACGUAGGAGGUACGAGGAGAUGGGGUUAAGCAUGCAAGAUGUUCUUUUCCUUGCAAAUGACAUAACAGUGGCAGACUUUUUCGAUGCGACAAUUCAGAAGGGUGCUGAUGUGAAGCUAGCUGCAAACUGGAUCAUGGGUGAUAUUGCUGCCUACAUGAAAAAUGAGAAGUUAUCGAUAAUUGAUAUCAAACUUGUGCCCCAUGAGCUGGCUGAGCUGAUUGCUUCUAUUAAAAGCGGGACUAUUAGUGGGAAGAUCGGAAAGGAGAUACUGUUCGAACUCUUGGCCAAAGGUGGAACUGUGAAGGGACUGAUUGAAGAGAAGGACCUUGUCCAGAUAACGGAUCUUGGUGAUAUUGAGAAGAUGGUCGAUAAGGUGAUUGCAGAGAACCCGAAGCAGUUGGAACAGUACAGAUCCGGGAAGACGAAGCUGCAAGGUUAUUUUGCCGGCCAGGUAAUGAAAGCAUCAAAAGGCAAGGCGAACCCUGGGGUCUUGAAUAAGGUACUCGUCGAGAAACUAAAUGCCAAAGUCUGAAGGCAACACUGGCAGAUGCUUGCAAGAAAGAAGCCAUGUCAAAAGAUAAUACAGGCUGCACUUCCAACACACUGCAAACGGGAUGGAAUUAGAGCCUUAAUCAAUGACUAGGUUAUGU
Messenger RNA from Linum trigynum, 5168 nucleotides. NCBI's taxonomy places the organism in Eukaryota, Viridiplantae, Streptophyta, Magnoliopsida, Malpighiales, Linaceae. The record is from the annotation of a GenBank genome assembly.